Messenger RNA from Aspergillus fischeri NRRL 181, 1809 nucleotides. RefSeq lists its product as uncharacterized. The record is from RefSeq and is a predicted model, not a curated record. Bases 1 to 1809 code for a protein of 602 amino acids. The transcript has a single exon. NCBI's taxonomy places the organism in Eukaryota, Fungi, Ascomycota, Eurotiomycetes, Eurotiales, Aspergillaceae.
AUGCAGUUAAUCCACUUCAACAACGCGCUCGCUCUUUUCGCCAUAACGUGCUCGGCUGGCCCGAUCGCCCAGUUUACCCACAAGAUUCGAGAUCUGGAACAAAACAGACAGAGUCCUGGACCUACAGCAUAUCCUAGCCCGCUGCCACUCGAUAUACAUGUACCAGCGGCUUCAGAUGAAGCGAAUGGCGGUUUGGAUGUCGUUCCCAUUACGCCUUCCGUGACGGCGGAUGGUACUCAGACGGCGGUGCCGCAGGCUUCGUAUACCUCUACUGAGGUUUCUGGAUCGUCGAUACUUCCGGCAGAAGGGUAUUUGGGGACAGUUGCUCCGUUGUUGUCUCCAGAGGCUACUUUGGCUUCGUCUACAGCGGACAGUUCUCGUGCCACAGUGGAUAGUGGGUCGUCUAGCUCUACUGAGAUACCUGCAUUGUCGAUGCUUCCAGCAGAAGGGUAUUUGGGGACAGUCACUCCGUUGGUAUCUACAGAAGUUCCUUUGCCCUCAUCUACAGCGGACAGUGGGACGUCUAGCUCUACUGAGAUACCAGCAUCGUCCCCACCUGCAGGGGGAAAGCAUUCGUCCGCGAUCGCUUCCUCGUCUGCAGAAGCUACUUUACCUUCAGCGGAGACAUCUGUGGCUGUCAUUCCAACCACCUCUUACUCUCAUUCGGCGUCCCACUCAGCGUCAACUCCGAGUGUGUACAAUUCUACAACCUCAACCUCAAUCCCUCUUAUCAAGCACAGACCGACGGCAGGACCUUCACCUGAGCUUUCCACAUUUACACCCAUUUCAAUCGUUAUCGUUUCACCAAGCUCGGCCCUAGCAAGCACACCCACCACGACACCCAGUCUGACCGUUGGUGUCGUUGGACCACUGUCUGAUGUCGGGACGGCCAGCUCGUCUCCUUCAACUACUUUCUUUGCAACAGCUCUGCCAGAGACUCCUUCUUCAACGUCAACGGUGACCGAAACCGCGACGUCCAGCCCGACUGCCAGCGUCGUAGGACCGCAACCCGAGACAGAUACAACCACGUCUUCUUCCUCUUCAACAGCAUCUGCAUCCUCUCUUCCAGACGCUACACCAACAGAGCCAGCAGGCCAGCUUCGUACCACUUCCAGCGCACAGUCCACACCCACUACGACGCAAAGCGCAAGUACAGCCGAAAGUUCAAGUACUCGCCCAUCCCUCAACUCAGCAACACCAGCCCCCUUCAUCGGAGAAAUCACAAGCAGUCAGCCCCAGAGCGCUAGCCAUACAGCCAGCACCCACAGUGACAUCACUCCCAUCCUCACACCGGUGAUCGUCCUGAUUACACCAGGCGCAGAACCGACCCCCACGGCGACGACAACGACGACCACAACGCACCCAGACCCGUACGCAAAGGCAAACGCUAACGGAGAUCCAACAAGGAGCCCUGCGUCCGGCCCUACGGAAGGAGCGGAGAUAACCACAAUCCACGCGACAGCAACCGUAACCAAGAGCGUGGUUGUAUUUGCUUCCGGCACUCCUACGGCUGAGACGCCAGCUCCAGUUGCUAAUACCGAGGAGUCUGAGCCGGGGUUGGGCUCAAAGACCGCACUUACGACUGCUACGGUUACGGCUGUGCCUUCUGACCCCUAUAGAGAUCCGGGUGAUGCCCAUCUGUCCAUUGUGCCUGUUACGCCGGGGGUGAUGACUGUGACCACCACCACUACCAAAACCGAGACCGAGACCGAGACGGAGACUGUGACUAAAACGGAGAGAGAGACCGUAACGCAGACUGUUACGGAGACUAUGACGGAGAAGGAAACUGUCAUUUUGCGGGGGAGUUAG